Molecule: messenger RNA, 4123 nt
Organism: Gossypium arboreum
Lineage: Eukaryota; Viridiplantae; Streptophyta; Magnoliopsida; Malvales; Malvaceae
Product: nodulation receptor kinase-like
Exons: 15
Coding region: 352-3120 (922 amino acids)
Biological process (GO): protein phosphorylation
Molecular function (GO): ATP binding; protein kinase activity; protein binding
Source: RefSeq, a predicted model, not a curated record
AAAUUUUAGUACAUUUUGAUUACCAUCCACCACCAAAACAAAUUAAAAUUAGUUAAUGCCAUUAUUUUAACAUAAAUUUGAUAUUCAAACUUUUGUAUUAUAUUCUAAUUCCUUCUUAAUUUCUCAGCAAAUUAAGCUCUCUAGUUUUUUCUUCCUUCUAAAGUCAAACCUCUAUUAUUUCCUUCUCCUUGUUCCAUUUGUCGGACAAUAUUCAUUGCAAAACUUCAAUGCUUCAAUGAUCUCCAACAACUUCUUGUUAUUAUUGGGUUAAUUACAAGACUUUGAUCAUAAGUUGGAGAACUUGGUUGGGUUGAUUAUGAUUUUGAUAACCCGACAUGGGGUGUGUAUGAUAUGAUGGAAGGAUUGGUUUACUGGAUUUUAACAUGUUUUGUGUUUUUAAUCGUUUGUUUCUUCAAUAUUGUUCAAUCAACUAAUGCACAAGGGUUUUUGAGCAUAGCAUGCUGCGUUCAAUCCAGUUUUACAGAUAAAAAUUUGACUUGGAUACCCGAUGAUCAAUGGUUUACAAACAGAAAAGGUUGCAAGAACUUGAAUCAGGGAAACCAAAGUUCUCGGAUUUUCGAGAUUGAAUGGGGGAAAAGAUGUUAUAGCUUACCGACGGUUAAAGAUCAAGACUAUCUGAUAAGGGGUUCGUUCCCUGUUGUUGAAACAGAGGGAGCUGCUGUGUUUGAAUCUUCAUUUACUGUUUCAGUCGGUAGCACGCCACUAAGCGUGGUGAACUCAUCGGCGGACUUGGUGGUUGAGGGGAUUUUCCGAGCUGCUAAUAGCUAUACUGACUUCUGCUUAGUGCAUGGAAAAGGAGAUCCCUACAUAUCGAGUCUUGAACUAAGGCCUUUUAAUGAUUCAGGGUAUUUGAAUGAUAAAUCAUCGAAUAUUUUGAAAGUGGUUAAUAGAACUGAUCUAGGAGGCUUUGGAGAGACCAGGUACCCAGAAGACAGAUAUGACAGAAUUUGGAAACCAGCAUCAAGUCUUUACUCACCAGCAGCCAACUCCACUGUUAUUAUCCACAACAAUGUGAAUACAACAGUGCCUCUCAAUGUUCUACGAACUGCUGUCACAGAUUCAACACGGUUGGAGUUCCUUCAAAAUGACCUUGAUAAUGGGGAUUACAACUACACUGUGAUCCUCUACUUUCUUGAGCUCAAUGACAGUGUUAGAAUUGGCCAAAGGGUGUUUGAUAUUUACAUCAACAACGAGAAGAAAGCGGAUAAUUUUGAUAUAUUGGCAAAAGGAUCAAACUAUGGAGAGUUAGUUUUCAAUGUGACUGCUAAAGGGUCUCUAAAUUUGACCUUGGAUAAGGGAUCAAAUGGAUCUGAACUUGGACCACUUUGCAAUGCCUUUGAGAUGUUGCAGGUGCGCCAAAGGGAUCAAGAGACUGAUUACAAUGAUGUGGUUGAGAUAAAGAAGGUAAAAGAGGAGUUGUUAAUGCCUAACAAAGGAAAUGACUUACUGGAAACUUGGUCGGGCGAUCCAUGCCUGCCUGAUCACUGGCCAGGUCUGGCCUGCAACUCCAUCAAUGGUUCCACUGUCAUCACAGAUCUGGAUCUUUCUUCAAAUCAAUUUCAAGGGUCAAUUCCUCCGAGUAUCACAAAGCUAACCCACCUGAAAACAAUGAACCUGAGCAACAAUGACUUCAGCGGCGAGAUUCCAACAUUCCCACCAUCCUCCGAUCUCACAUCAGUGGAUAUAAGCUGUAAUGAACUUGAAGGAUCUGUACCACAAUCUCUCGUCUCACUUCCCCACUUGAGUACACUAAACUAUGGAUGCAAUUCUCAACUUGACAAUGACCUGCCAUCUACCAUGAACAGCUCAAAGCUAACCACUGAUUCAGGAGCAUGUUCCAGAAAAUCAAGGGGUCCAACAAAAGGAAUUGUCAUUGGUGCUGCUGCAUGUGGGUCUGCUGUAGUUACUAUUGCUCUUGGAACCAUUUUGGUUUGCCUUUAUAGAAAAAAACUAAUGGCUAGGAGAAAAUACAAUGGGAAAGGACUCUCCUUGGGAAAGAAUGUGGUGUUCUCCCUUCCUAGCACAGAUGAAGUUUUUGUUAGGCCAAUAUCUAUACAGACAUAUACUCUACAAUGCAUUGAGAUGGCCACCGAAAAGUACGAAACAUUGAUCGGUGAAGGAGGGUUCGGAUCAGUGUAUCGAGGUACUCUUCCUGAUGGUCAGGAAGUUGCUGUGAAGGUCCGAUCAGCUACCUCAACUCAAGGAACUCGAGAGUUCGAGAACGAGUUAAACCUUCUUUCGGCUAUUCGGCAUGAGAACCUGGUUCCUCUUCUUGGUUAUUGUUGUGAAAACGAUCAACAAAUCCUCGUUUAUCCUUUCAUGUCCAAUGGCUCUUUGCAAGAUCGACUCUAUGGGGAAGCAGCAAAACGUAAAAUUUUAGAUUGGCCAACCAGGCUUUCCAUUGCUCUUGGUGCUGCUCGAGGUUUGAUGUAUCUUCAUACCUAUGGCGGGCGUAGUGUUGUACAUAGGGAUGUAAAAUCAAGCAACAUACUUUUGGAUGAUAGCAUGAGUGCUAAAGUAGCAGACUUUGGUUUUUCAAAAUAUGCUCCUCAAGAAGGUGACAGUAAUGCUUCCCUUGAAGUAAGGGGCACAGCCGGAUACAUGGAUCCAGAGUAUUACUCAACCCAGCAACUAUCUGCAAAAAGUGAUGUCUUCAGCUUUGGUGUGGUUCUACUUGAAAUUAUAAGUGGAAGGGAGCCUCUAAACAUACAGAGGCCAAGAAAUGAAUGGAGUUUAGUUGAAUGGGCAAAACCUUAUAUAAGGGAAUCAAAGAUUGAUGAAAUAGUUGAUCCUAACAUAAAAGGAGGGUACCAUGCUGAGGCAAUGUGGAGAGUAGUAGAGGCAGCAUUGGCAUGUAUUGAGCCCUUUUCGGCUUACCGACCGUGCAUUGAGGACAUUGUUCGAGAGCUAGAAGAUGCUUUGAUCAUAGAGAACAAUGCAUCUGAGUACAUGAAGUCCAUUGACAGCAUAUAUAGCUUGGGAGGGUCCAAUCGCUUCCCAAUAGUGAUGGAAAAGAAGAUAGUUGUACCACCUACACCAACUGCUUCAGAACCCUCCACUACUAAUCCACAAACAAUGGCUCCUCCUGAGCCACGAUAGUAGGAUGAGAUGUUCAUCAGUUUAAAAUUGAUAAAUCAGCUAACUGCAAGAAUUAUUCCCCAGUUUUUUUCAAUGAAAGACCAACAAGUACCUUCAUCGCUUCCAUUUUAAUUUUCAAGUUUUAGUAUUAUUAUUGCAGAACUUCAAUGCGGUGUUAAUGCACAUUCCUUAGUUGCUCUCCUGCUCCUGUUUUUACCGGUUAAAUUAGCCAAGCCGUUGCGACUGUUUAUCAACCAGCCCUGCUUUGUAGUUAGGCCAAGUAUGUAACGCCAAUAUUCAAGGCAUUUUAGAUGAUUUAAGCCGUAAACAAUUGAAUGAUGAUGACUUUAGACUAACUGAAACUGCCUGGUUGUACAAAAAAAAUGUUUACUUAGCCUUACAGAACAAGCACUUAUAGAAUUAUUGUAGUUUUAAUCUCGUAUGCUAAUGUGAACUUAAUCAACCCAUCUCACUCACCGAAGAUAAUCUAUCCACUCACUAACGAUAACAAGAUCUCUAGAUUUGCCCUUAAUCAAAUAUUCCUCUAAAGAAUUCGUUAGUGCCCUAAAAACUACACCCAUGAUGAAGGAUGAAAGUCCUUUAUAAAGCUCCAAUCCGACUUGAAUUGUCUAUAGAAUCAUCCUCCUUUUAACAUGAAGAUAAAGCAAUAGACAAACUACCAAUGAUACUGAAUAUCUGUUAGGACCUUAGCUAUCCUCAUAUCUGAAGUUUUUUUUUAUCAUGUUUGAACAGCUCCUUAAACUGCACCAAAAUGAAAAAAUAAGUAAACUUCCAAAGGUUAAAUCGUGAAUUAAGCCUUUUAAAGGUAUGUUUUCCACAAGUCUAAAACAAUGAUAAACAUCCUUACUAUUAUACAUAUCUUAACAUUAAUCCCAUCAAAUCUUUGAUGAGUAUUAAGUUUUCACCAUCUAUUUUGCUUCACAUUUUCGUAAAAUAUUACAACUAGAAGCUGCAUCCCAACAUUUGACUUGAUUAGUACAUGAUUCCUUUUCUUUCUUUUUUU